Pistacia vera is the source of this 430-nucleotide messenger RNA. RefSeq lists its product as uncharacterized. The record is from RefSeq and is a predicted model, not a curated record. The coding region runs from base 1 to 396 and encodes 131 amino acids. NCBI's taxonomy places the organism in Eukaryota, Viridiplantae, Streptophyta, Magnoliopsida, Sapindales, Anacardiaceae. The transcript has 4 exons.
AUGUGCAAUGUUACAGGAAACAUAAUUGGUACGCGUCGAUUGCUCCUUGUCAAAACUCGGAAAUUUUCUCUACACUGCUCCUGCCGCCCAUCUCUUUCCAGGUUGAGUUGUAGAAAGGGAGAUUGUGAUAAUGUUGCCACAGGGGUGAAGAAGACGAUCACUGAUAAUCCAAAGAAGCUUGCCAACUUGAUUGACCUUGUAAAUCUUCCUUCCACGCUUAGAGAGUUUGUGGGUCAGUCUCAGAUUUCUCGUUUGGGCUGUUUCAUGCGCGUCUGGUCUUACAUCAAGACCAACAUCUUCAGGAUCCAAAUAAUAAGAACGUGGUUAAUUGUGAUAAAAGUUGAAGAGUAUUUUGAUGGGCAAACCGCAGUUGAACAGAUGAACUUCCUGCCCUGAUCAAACUGCAUUUCCGAAAGAGCCGAAAUAGAUG